This is a messenger RNA of Lichtheimia ornata, 1173 nucleotides long. RefSeq lists its product as uncharacterized. The transcript is spliced from 2 exons. Gene Ontology annotation, cellular component: nuclear inner membrane. Gene Ontology annotation, biological process: tRNA splicing, via endonucleolytic cleavage and ligation. The record is from RefSeq and is a predicted model, not a curated record. NCBI's taxonomy places the organism in Eukaryota, Fungi, Mucoromycota, Mucoromycetes, Mucorales, Lichtheimiaceae. The coding region runs from base 1 to 1173 and encodes 390 amino acids. Gene Ontology annotation, molecular function: RNA ligase (ATP) activity.
AUGGAUAUCCCUAUACUUGCCCCAUCGUCUCGAGAUCACGAAACCGUCGACAAGCUACAUGACCUGGAAGAGCGAGAUCGUCGAAAGGUGCGGUCCAAGGUGUUCAAUGUGCGAGAUACAACCACGACAUGGCGAAGCUGGACUGUACGCGAGAACAUUUACAAGAAGAACAGGAAUGGAUUGCCAACACAGGCGAGAGGCUUGUUUACAUUGGACGAUGUGAAUGCUCAGUAUUCGAUUGUGGUGCGAGGCUAUGAUAAGUUUUUCAACUUGCAUGAAACGGAUAGUACACAGUGGCCUAGUCUAAAGUCUGAUACAAAAGGUCCAUACUAUGCAACAGCCAAGGAGAAUGGAUGUAUUAUCUUUAUCGGUGCCCUGAAUGCAUCAACCGCGGUGGUCACUUCCAAACACACGCUCCCAAUACCACAAGAUGAUCCUACCAUGCAUGGCGGUGUGGGUUAUCGGUGGCUGCUACGACAUCUCGAAUCCGUCAAUCUCAAAGAAAGCGACCUGGCUGCGUGGAUUUACAAGCACAAAGUGACUUUGGUGGCAGAGCUAUGUGAUGAUCAAUUCGAAGAACAUGUGCUACGAUACGAUCCCAAAGAGAGUGGUCUUUAUUUGCAUGGCAUCAACUACAACACGUCUUCACUGCGCACUUUGGAAUUUGAAAAGGUCCAGGAAAUCGCACGUCAUUUUGGAUUCAGGAGCAUUGAUUAUGACAAGUAUGACACCUUGGAUGAAGUCAAGGCAUUGGCGGAUCAAAUUGAGGAAUCAGGCAAAUACAAAAACAGAGACAUUGAAGGCAUUGUUAUCCGAUGCAAGCGAGACGACAAGGAUUUCUUUUUCAAGAUCAAAAAUGACCACUAUUUGUUGUUCCGCGAGUACAGAGAGAUCACCAAGAGCAUGAUUGAUGUGAAGGAUGGCCAAGUAUCAUUGAAAAAGGAUGGCAAAUCUCCUCGUUGCAGCUAUGAAAAGUCCGUAUAUUAUGUCCAGUGGUUGCAAAUGCAGAUCAAGGAACAUCCAGAGUGGUUCAAGGAGUACAAGAACAAUAAGGGUAUUCUUGAUGUCAGGGAGCGUUUCGAAAAGUUCUGGGAUUCCGGAGAAUUGCACAUGUUGAAAGGAGGAGACCCCAUUGAUAUCAUUGACAAGUCAAAGAGAGAUGCUUGGAAAUAG